Molecule: messenger RNA, 1675 nt
Organism: Platichthys flesus (European flounder)
Lineage: Eukaryota; Metazoa; Chordata; Actinopteri; Pleuronectiformes; Pleuronectidae
Product: E3 SUMO-protein ligase EGR2-like
Exons: 2
Coding region: 1-1233 (410 amino acids)
Biological process (GO): regulation of transcription by RNA polymerase II
Molecular function (GO): DNA-binding transcription factor activity, RNA polymerase II-specific; RNA polymerase II cis-regulatory region sequence-specific DNA binding
Source: RefSeq, a predicted model, not a curated record
AUGAGCGCAAAGUUAGUGGACGAGGUUCCUGCGUGUCUCAGGGUCGUGGGCAGUUUAUUGAAUAAAGAUGUUUACGUGGCGGAGGGAGAGUUGACCUCACACAGCUCCGUGGUUUUUAAAGAGGAGCUCGAGGAGCCUGAUGGGGAACCUGGUGAUGAUGAAGGCGGUGAUCUUCUGCUGGACGACAGGAGCGCACCUGAGCUUCAUCUCCACGGGGACUUGGCGCAGUACGUGGCAACUUUACGCACGCACCCAGCGGCGUUUUCUGGGAAGUUCUCGGUGGAGUCCAGAGGCGCAGGGGGACCGUGGACACCGGGGGACGUCAUCAACGUGGUCUGCGCUGACAUCGUCUCCCCUGACCCGACCACCGUGCCUGGGUCGACUCCAGCCUCUCCCGAUAUUUACGCAGGAGGAGGGGGAGAGGCCGCGGACAUGGCGCACGGUCAGCCGGACAUCAGCCACAUGUACGCGCCCCCUCACCCUCACUCUCACCCUCACUCUCACCCACAUUCACACCCACACCCCCACCCUCACCCCCACCCGGCUCCUUCCUACUCGUGCAGUGCAGACAUGUACCCAGACCAGCCCUCAGGUGGAUACUAUCACGCGGCUCCGUCCUACAACUCUGCGCCCAAACCUUCAGUGGACGGCGCCGCGCUGCUCUCCAUCAUGCCGGAGUACGGAGGCUUCUACCAGCAGAGCUGCCAGAGAGACAUCCAGGUGGCUUUCCCCGAGAGGAAAUCCCUCCCGUAUCCGCUGGACUCCCUCAGGAUGCCUCCGCCUCUCACACCUCUCAACACCAUCAGGAACUUUACGCUCGGUGCGCCCUCACCGGCCUCCGAUGGGCCAAUGGCCGCCGCCUUCCCCAGCCACCAGAGCCUCCCACUGAGACCCAUCAUGAGACCCAGAAAAUACCCGAACCGGCCCAGCAAGACGCCGGUGCAUCAGAGGCCGUACCCGUGUCCGGCGGAGAGCUGCGACCGCCGGUUCUCUCGGUCGGACGAGCUGAGCCGGCACCUGCGCAUCCACACGGGCCACAAACCCUUUCAGUGCCGCAUCUGCAUGCGCAACUUCAGCCGCAGCGACCACCUCACCACGCACAUCCGCACGCACACCGGAGAGAAACCCUUCUCCUGUGACCAGUGCGGGAGGAAGUUCGCCCGGAGCGACGAGAGGAGGCGACACAUGAAGAUUCACCUGCGGCAGAAAGAGAAGAAAACCUCUGCGUCCUAAUCUCUGGUCUUGGAGUCCUCAGAUCCAGUGGUCCUCGGGUCCUCGGGUCCUCUGGUCCCCUGGGUCUGCUGCAGGAAAACUUUCUGUCUGAGCCACAUCUGGUCUGAACUCAAACUUUAACAGGUGGUUUAUUGUUCUCAGAAGAAAGUUGUUUGAAAUCCUAACCUGAAAUCAGGGAGAAUCAGACAGAAGUCACUAUUUAUCACAGUGAUGCAGAACCUGGAUUUUCUGAACAUUUGUGGCUUAGAUUCAGUGAAGUCUAGAUUUUGAAAGACAGGUGGUGCCAGGACUCCGUGGCAAGAAAUCAUGCUCUCAGGGAUUCAACCACACUUCAGACCAAGAUCCUGCAGACGAGUGUGAUUCAGGAGGAUUUUCACUUCGACUCCAUAAAUAAAAAACACCAGAGUUUCACUUAAAAACUGUCCAUUCUAAUUUAAUUGAA